AUGGGUCCCUAUCUUACAACACCAAAUACUUAGAAAGAAACGUAUUAAGGAGAAAAUGAGAAAUUCAUCUUCGCUGCUACCCAUAUGCAAGGUUGGAGAAACAACAUGGAGGAUGCUCAUAUUUCAUAAUUGGAUAUUGAGCCAGGAGUGUCUUUAUUUGCUGUGUUUGAUGGUCAUGGAGGGAAAGAAGUAGCUAUCUAUGCUGAAAAACAUUUUCAAGAAGAAUUAUUGAAAAAUCCAAAUUACAAGUAGAAAAACUACAAGCAAGCUUUAAUUGAGACCUUCUUGAAAAUUGAUGAAUUAUUAUUUCAACCACAAGGACAAGAAGAAUUGAUAAAGAUUAAAGGAAGUGGUGAUGAAUUAUAAGCUGGAGCAACUGCCAAUGUUGCUUUGAUUGUAAAUAAGACUAUUUAUCUGGCUAAUGCUGGAGAUUCAAGAGCCAUGCUAUGUAGAGACAAUAAUCCUUUGGAUUUGAGCAAAGAUCAUAAGCCAGAUGAUGAAAAAGAAAAGUAAAGGAUUGAAACAGCUGGAGGUUUUGUGUAAAAUGGAAGAACAAAUGGAAGUUUAUCUUUGAGUAGAGCAAUUGGAGAUUUAGAAUACAAAAAGGACUAGAAAUUUAGAUAGGAUGAAUAAGUAAUUAUAGCAGUACCAGAAGUUAGAGUGGAAGAAAUUCAAGCAAAUGACAAAUUCUUAUUAAUGGGAUGUGAUGGAGUCUUUGAAAUUUGGAGUCAUAAAUAAAUAAUCGAUUAUGUUAAUUCUCAAAUGAGGUAAGUAGUGACGAAAGAAGAUAUUAGGAUUGCAGCAGAAGGAUUACUUGACUCUGUAAUCGCAAAGGAUACAUCAAAUGGUACUGGAUGCGAUAAUAUGACAUGCAUCAUAGUAUAUUUUAAGUAAUGAGGAUUUAUAAGAUGUUAUUAAAUAUCCUUUUAUUUUAUUCUAUA
Messenger RNA from Paramecium tetraurelia, 941 nucleotides. RefSeq lists its product as uncharacterized. The transcript is spliced from 6 exons. The record is from RefSeq and is a predicted model, not a curated record. Gene Ontology annotation, molecular function: protein serine/threonine phosphatase activity; cation binding. Gene Ontology annotation, biological process: protein dephosphorylation. NCBI's taxonomy places the organism in Eukaryota, Ciliophora, Oligohymenophorea, Peniculida, Parameciidae.